This is a messenger RNA of Coregonus clupeaformis (lake whitefish), 2802 nucleotides long. RefSeq names its product base methyltransferase of 25S rRNA 2 homolog (gene samtor). Gene Ontology annotation, biological process: negative regulation of TORC1 signaling. The record is from RefSeq and is a predicted model, not a curated record. NCBI's taxonomy places the organism in Eukaryota, Metazoa, Chordata, Actinopteri, Salmoniformes, Salmonidae. Bases 78 to 1262 code for a protein of 394 amino acids. The transcript is spliced from 5 exons.
CGCAGAGGCCGACACCGGUAGCUAGCUAGUAGCUAGAUGUGAAGAAGGAGAAGAAGGAGAAGAAGUGGCGUAGGACUAUGGACCCGGUGAACAAUGCUGAGACAGGAGAGACAGAAACCGAACUGGAGCCGUGCUACGUUCUCAUUCCGAAAGAAACACGAUGCAAGAAGAAGGAGCAGGAAAAACUGUCCGGAGUCGUCAAGAACGUCCAUAGAAAGCUGCGAAGAAAAUACCGAGAAGUGGGUGAUUUUGAGAAGAUCUGGCGGGAGCACUGUGAAGAUGAACAGACUCUGAGUGAAUACGCCCUGGCCAUGAGGAACCUGGCUGACAACCACUGGGCCAAGACCUGCGAGGGAGAGGGACGCAUCGAGUGGUGUCGCAGUGUUUGCCAGGAGUAUUUCCUGGCUGGUGGGAUGAAGAGAAUGUUGGAGAAGGAUGAGAAGAGUGCCAGGCUUGCCAUGGCCAUGUCGGCCACAGCGCUGAGUGACCAGCCCUAUAGCUCCUCUAUCCCCAGGUCCAUCCCCCAGCUUGGUAAAAUGCGGCUGCUGGAUGUUGGCAGCUGUUUUAACCCCUUCCUGAAGUUUGACGAGUUCCUCACAGUCGGUAUUGACAUAGUGCCUGCGGUCGAGAGUGUAUACAAGUGUGACUUCCUCAACCUCCAGCUCCAGCAGCCUCUGCAGCUGGCUGGCGACGCUGUCGAAGCCUUCCUGAGACAGCUGCGUAGCCCCAUCGACGCCCUGCCCGCCCAGCUCUUCCACGUGGUAGUCUUCUCCCUGCUCCUCUCCUACUUCCCCUCGCCUUACCAGCGCUGGAUCUGCUGCAAGAAGGCCCACGAGCUUCUGGAACUGCACGGCCUGCUGCUCAUCAUCACCCCAGACUCCUCCCACCAGAACCGCCACUCCCUCAUGAUGCGCAGCUGGCGCGUGGCGGUGGAGUCGCUUGGCUUCAGGCGUUGCAAGUACAUCAAGUUCUCCCACAUGCACCUCAUCGCCUUCCGCAAGGUGUCCCUGGCCACCACCAGCGACCUGGUCAGUCGUAACUACCCCGAGAUGCUCUACAUCCCUCAGGACUUCCAAUCCCCCGAGGAGGAGGACUACACCGAUGUGCCAGUUCAGGCGCGCUCCGACUUCGAGGAUGACCAGCUGGCGUGGGGCUUCACGGAGCUGCCCGACACACCAUAUGACUCAGAUAGCGGAGAGAGCCAGAGCAGCUCUGUGCCCUUCCUACACGAGCUGGAGGACCCCAUUCUGCUGCAGAGCUGAGCUAGACCAGCUAAAACCCUACUAGCUACUCUCUUCUCUUUUACCAGUUUCAAUUCAAUCCCUACCACUCCUCUUGGCCAUAACCCUUCAAUGUUUGCAGAUCUGGUAGGUGGAAGCAAUAUGGGUGAAGCUUUACUGCCACACUGCUUAUACCUACCCAGAGCCUUCAGACAUGCAACAUGGAGUGGUUAGGGCCAAGGGGGAGGGAUAGGGAGCGAUUUGAGACAGUCUGUCUGUACCCUACUGCUGCGCUACCAAAUGAACCUGCUGCAUUCUUCUCACACUCCUCCUCUUCUCCCUUAACUAAACAAUGCAGUUUGCACAGAGUGAAAGAAAAAGACGUUUACAGAAGUCCGUUUAUUUUUCCAUGGUUAGUCGCUCAAUAUACACACACACACACACACACACACUUCAAUAAAUGAAGUAGUUUUUUAAAAUAAAGACUUGGUAGCUGAAUGCCCUCAGGAUAGACAGCGUUAGUCUGCCCCUUGCUUUUUAUCCCAUCUUUGAUCUGUCACACUCUACUAACAGAAGAAAACCAAUCUUUACUCCUUCAAAGGCUUUGUCUUAGUAGUUAAACAGUGAAUGUGCUUCAGUGCCAGCAAGCCGCUGACUUUAAAUCCCUCUUAAAUAGACUGAUACCACAGAGGGUUGUCAAGUUUGGUUGGAGUGGAGAGAUUGAGAUGUUAGUCAGGCGCGGCUAGACUUUCUCUAAUUCUUGGUGUGCAUUUAAUUUCCCCCCAAAAUAAAGAAAAAUACAUUGUUGUACUCAGCCCCCAAAAAUGGAUUUGUUCCCUUUUGAACACUGGUCUUGUCCAACACGAUGUGUGAAAACUGCGUUUAAUUCAGCAUAUUUUUUUGGCUGAUUUAAUGUCUCUUACAAUAGAGAUUUAUAGCAUUUUCAGAACUUUAAGAUAGGCGUACGUAAUUACUUUUACUAAUGUGAAACUUAACAGUGUUUUUCUCAUAGUGUAACAUGGUACGAGUUGCGAAAUAGUCAUUGCUCUCUUUUCUGUGCUGGUGUGAAGAAACUGCUGUUUAAAUCAAUGUUAAUUUACCUUCAACGUUGUAACCCAGAAGAUUUAGCAUUUUUCAUUACAUCCUUAUUUGUAAUCAAACUUUUUUUUUAGGAACAAUAUGUAGGCUACAUUAUCAGAUCAAUAAUAGGUCUGUAUUAAUGUAUUUGCUUCUUUAUAGGUACUGGUAACAUAUUCUGAAAAAUAAUACUGCCCACGCUCUGUGUCCUUGAUCAAGGCACUUAACCCUAAUUUACUCCCAGGGGCACUCUACUACUAUGGCUGACCCUUUUAAAACAACACAUUUCACUGCACCUAUCUGGUGUAUGUGGCGAUAAAAUAUAUUAUCUUAUUAUUAUGUCCACUGAAGUGAAACGGGUCGACCAAGAGACUACCGCUCUAGCUGUCACAGUUGCUGUUCAUCUCUCUUCCUUUACUCUACUUCGUAUCUGAGGAGAGAAACAUUUGCCUUAAGCAUUUUUACAUUGACAUUUUAGUCAUUUAGCAGACUGUCUUAUCCAGAG